UUUCAGUGGAGCCACCGGUCUGGACAGCACGAACACGUGAUCCUCCCUCCUCUUUGGUAUCCAUAAUAAACAGAAUAUCCUGUCUUUCCUCUUGAAAAAAUGUCACUAGUGCGUUUAUUAGGUACAGAGGCUCGGCAAUUGGCCCGACGUGCCUACUCAUCAACGCCCGCUACCACCAAACUGUUUAUUGAUGGUAAAUUUGUGGAGUCAAAGACUAAUGAGUGGAUCGAUGUGCACGAUCCGGCCACCAAUCAAGUGGUGACCCGUGUGCCCAAGGCCACCAAGAGCGAAAUGCAAGCUGCAUUGGACUCGAAUAAGAAAGCCUUUGCCGCAUGGAGCAAUCAAUCGGUAUUGACACGUCAGCAAGUGAUGUUCAAAUUGCAGGCCCUUAUCAAGGCGAAUAUGGGCGAGCUGGCCAAGAAUAUAACCAAGGAGCAGGGCAAGACACUGGCUGAUGCCGAGGGCGAUGUGCUGCGUGGCCUUCAGGUGGUGGAACACUGUUGCAGUAUUCCCUCAUUGCAAAUGGGCGAGACUGUGGCAAAUGUGGCCCGCGAUAUGGAUACCUAUUCCUUGGUGUUGCCAUUGGGUGUGACCGCUGGCAUUGCUCCAUUCAAUUUUCCAGCCAUGAUUCCGCUGUGGAUGUUCCCAGUUGCCAUUACAACGGGCAACACUAUGUUGCUGAAGCCAUCAGAGCGUGUGCCUGGAGUCACUAUGAUGCUAAUGGAGCUGCUUAAUGAGGCCGGAUGUCCGCCGGGUGUGGUCAAUGUGAUCCAUGGCCAGCACGAUGCCGUCAAUUUCAUUUGUGAUGCACCAGAAAUCAAAGCUGUGUCAUUUGUCGGCUCCGAUCAGGCUGGUAAAUACAUUUACGAACGCGCUGGCAAAAAUGGCAAACGUGUCCAGAGCAAUAUGGGAGCCAAGAACCAUGGUGUUAUUCUGUCCGAUGCCAAUAAGGAGAACACUCUAAAUCAAUUGGCCGGAGCUGCUUUCGGUGCUGCUGGCCAGCGAUGCAUGGCACUCUCUACAGCCGUGUUUGUUGGUGAUGCUCAGAAAUGGAUACCCGAUCUGGUGGAACGCGCACAAAAACUCAAGGUUAAUGCUGGCCAUGUACCCGGCACCGAUGUGGGCCCAGUUAUUAGUGCUGCCUCUCGCCAGCGCAUCAACGAUCUGAUCGAGUCCGGAGUGAAGGAGGGAGCGAAGCUUGUUCUUGAUGGACGUAAAAUAAGUGUGCCCGGCUAUGAAGAUGGUUACUUUGUUGGUCCCACUAUUCUAAGCGAUGUGACACCCUCAAUGAAGUGCUACACAGAGGAGAUCUUUGGCCCUGUUUUGGUCAUCCUCAACGCUGACACUUUGGACGAUGCCAUUUCGAUUGUUAAUGCCAAUCCAUAUGGUAAUGGCACCGCCGUUUUUACCACAAAUGGAGCGGCUGCACGUAAAUUUGUCAACGAAAUCGAUGCCGGACAGGUGGGCGUCAAUGUCCCCAUUCCUGUGCCAUUGCCCAUGUUCUCGUUCACCGGCACGCGCGGAUCCUUCCGCGGCGACCAUCAUUUCUAUGGCAAACAGGGCAUUAAGUUCUAUACACAGACCAAGACGGUGACUCAGUUGUGGCGUGAGACCGAUGUGACCCACACACAGGCGGCCGUGGCUAUGCCCACCAUGAAGUAAGUUUGUAAAGAAAACUGGAGAUAAUGACGUAUUAAACGUAUCAUUGUAUUGGAUUCUAAUACAAGGGAAUUAUUGCAUUUAUUUUUGUGUGCCUGUUUUUAGAGAUAAGAUGUAAAGAAUAAAUUGUUAAAGCAUUCUAAAAA
Molecule: messenger RNA, 1805 nt
Organism: Drosophila willistoni
Lineage: Eukaryota; Metazoa; Arthropoda; Insecta; Diptera; Drosophilidae
Product: probable methylmalonate-semialdehyde dehydrogenase [acylating], mitochondrial
Exons: 2
Coding region: 100-1662 (520 amino acids)
Biological process (GO): thymine catabolic process; L-valine catabolic process
Cellular component (GO): mitochondrion
Molecular function (GO): methylmalonate-semialdehyde dehydrogenase (acylating, NAD+) activity; malonate-semialdehyde dehydrogenase (acetylating, [NAD(P)+]) activity
Source: RefSeq, a predicted model, not a curated record